Messenger RNA from Stomoxys calcitrans (stable fly), 10076 nucleotides. RefSeq names its product protein TIS11 (gene Tis11). The transcript is spliced from 3 exons. Bases 1837 to 3348 code for a protein of 503 amino acids. The record is from RefSeq and is a predicted model, not a curated record. Lineage: Eukaryota; Metazoa; Arthropoda; Insecta; Diptera; Muscidae. Gene Ontology annotation, molecular function: mRNA binding; metal ion binding.
CGAAACUAGUCAAUUUAAAAGAACAAAACAAAUUGUCCUACCCGGUUGGUUCGUCAAUAAUAAAUAACUCCAGUGCGGGAAUAAUAAACAACUCCAGUGAAAAAAAGGAAGUGGCCAUUGAAAUCAAAUUAUGUUACUUUUUUAUGUGAUAUUAAAUUUUAUAAUUUGACAUCUGUACAUAUAUUUUUUAAAAAAAACCGCGCAUUGCAACAAGUAAUAAAUAAGACACGAGGAGAAUAUUCUGACAACCAAAGAUACAAAAGCGAGGUAAGAGCAUAUAGUGGGCUGAAGUGGAGUCGAAAAAAAUGGGAAUUUUCUUAUUGCUGUCUGUUUGACAUGCAAAGCGUAAUCAAACAAAAAAAACAAAACUACUUGGACUACCACCAGCAGCGGUUGCGGCGGGUCACACGUAUAAAGAAAUACCACCACUAAACUAAACUUGAGUUCAUAACGAAAUAAAAACACACAGCCAGACAGCAGCACCACCGUCACAAAAACAAAAACAACAACAAUGGCAAUAACAUCUGCAGCAGAGCAGCAAUAACCGACGAUACGACGAACCCACAAAAAAUCAAAAACACAAAAGAAAUAAAGUUAAGUAAAGCAACAAACUUCAACGCCACUUUAGUCUCACAUAAACAGUCGAAACGAUCUGAUCGAAGAGAGAGGAAAGGAAGAAAGGAAAAAGGCACGACUGCAAAGCGACAGGCUCCAGACUACAAAGAAACAAACAAGUGAUUACUUUGUGUUCAGAAUUAGAAUCGAGAGAACAACGUGAGAAGAAUCGAAAGGGAAACGCGAAACAAAGAAAACACGUUUGAAACGCGGGCAGAACUACAGCAAAAAAGCAAUAACAAAUCUAACGAAAAAAAACACAAAAAAUCAAAGAAAACAAAUAAAAUAACAAGCGAUUAAUUUUAUGUCUUCCAAAGAAUCAAAACAAUUUCAAUUCAAUAAAGGAAAUAAAAAAAAAUCUUUUUAUCUUGUGAUGUGAGGAGGAGACUGGAAUCUUGUGUGUGUGUGUUUUCGUUAAAAUUCCUUUUCUUUUCCCUCGCCCGCUAACAUUUAAACAUUGUCGUCGCCAACGUCUUAGUUGCUUGCUCCCCUCGCCCAUUUAUAUAUUUCGAUUAUUAUAGUGUGAGUUCAAAUGAAUGUUUGUGUCCCCACAAUUAUCAUUUUCAUCAAAUCGAUCGAUCGUUGGAUGGAUUGACAUCGUCGGUUCGGUGUACAACAGUUGUUGCUAAAAUACAUGCGUAAUUGAACAUCGGGGUUUUGAAACAAAGUUUCGUGUUUGAAAUUGUGAGAUAGAAAGAACAAAAGAGAACGACACAUCAUUCUCUCAGUGAGUGUUAUGUUCUGAUUGUUUGUUGGGCCUACUACAUUGUUCUACAUAGCGCCAAUGCCUCCAACUUCUCUCAACGUGGUGUGAGAAAUCCCUUGAGAAAAAAACUCUUAUCGCAUCUUCUUACUUUCGUUCUAUCCCCCACGCGUGCUGUAUAAUAAUGCAGUUGUUAUAAAAAGUCCGCACAGACGCCAGACUUAAAAAAUAAAGAAAAGAAAAAAAGAAAUUAAUUUAAAAAAAUACAUUGCUUUUAAUCACUGUUUAACGUUAAUUUUUCGAAGACCCAUAAAAUAAAACAAAAGCAGUAACCCAGUGUCUAAAUUAUUUAAACAGAACUAAACAAAACAACGAAGAUUGUAUAUAUACAUACGUAUUUACAUUACUAAAGAGAUAGUUGGAGCUGUAAAUUAUUAUUAUUUUUUGUGGCCAAGCCAACCUGUUGCAUGUCUUAUUAAAAGGAACCCCCGCGCAAACAGCAAAAAACCGAAACGAAAAUGUCUGCAGCUAUUGUGCAAAAGAGUACCACCACCAAUACAACAACGAAAACCUCAUCGAACACCACCGCCAUUUAUUUCGAUUGUGGCGACAUAUUUACAACGAAUAAAAACAUUGAUAAACCUCUUCAGAAUCAUCAUAAUCAUCAUAUGUCUAAUGGACAUAUAAAUGGCGGCAGCUCAUUGUCCGAACUCAACAUCAUGGAUAUUAACUGUUCAAACAACUCCUCAAUGGAUCAUAUGGACCAAAUGGAUCAGUUGCAACAACAAAUUCAACACAAUUCCACCACAUCGAACACAAAUGCUCAAACUAAAGCGCUCAAUCAUCAAUAUCGCAUUCAUGCCGCUUUGACUCGCACCAUCUCUACGCCCCAGCCGCAAAUCAAACCACCACAUCAUCUAAGUACAUUGCAACAGCAUCAAACACAAGCACAGUCACAACAGCAACAUGAUCCGAAUGUGGCAAUGGUGAAUACCCUAAUUGAGAAUUUGGGCAACAUAAAUCUACAUAGGAAGCUGGAAAGAACACAAUCGGAGCCAUUGCCGCAACAGGUUAAUGCAUCAAGGUACAAAACUGAACUUUGUCGCCCCUUUGAAGAAGCAGGCGAAUGCAAGUAUGGUGAAAAGUGCCAGUUCGCUCAUGGCUAUCAUGAAUUGCGUAACCUACAGAGACAUCCCAAGUACAAAACGGAAUAUUGUCGCACUUUCCAUAGCGUGGGCUUUUGCCCCUAUGGACCACGUUGCCAUUUUGUGCACAACGCUGAUGAAGCGCGAGCUCUUCAACAGCAGCAACAACAGCAGCAGCAGCAACAACAACAACAACAGCAACAAUUUCAACAACCACAACAACAAACUAAAUUACAAAAUCAUUCCAAUUAUUAUAUAAACAACCCCUUGAGUGCCAAAUCUAGUCUCAAUGGAGGAGCAGUAGCAACAGCAGCAGCAGCCGGCGGUAUCAAUCAUUCCCUACCGCUAAGUCCUCCCUUGAGCAUGUCCACCGGCUCCGAUCGCGAAUCACCAACUGGCUCAUUGUCACUUUCGCCCACAAGUUCCAUGACAAAUUUCACAUUUGGUGAACAAAUCAGUCCAGCAAAUUCCGUGUUUCAAAUAAGCUUCAAUUAUGGGAGUACACCACCCGAUAGUCCCAAUGAACCCAUGUCGCCAGUGAACACACCACCACCCACCCAUAUCUUGGGUGCCAUAUAUAGUAAGCCGUUGGUGUCCAAUAACACCAAUGGUAGCGGUGGUCAGGUUGUUGCUGCCGCUGCCAGCUCCUCGAUUGCACCACCCUGCAAACAAUUGUUGCAGAAAAGUUCCAGCUCUCCCAUAGCGAUUCUGAGGAACCCUAAUGCCGGCGUUGGUGUUGGCAGUGGUGCCACCAAAACUACUACUCCUACCAAAGUCAACUCUGUGUCAUCGUUGAAUGGUGCUGUGGCAGCCGAUGAGGCACGUUUACCUGUGUUCAAUCGCAUUAGCUCAGUAGCAGAUACAUUUCCCCAUGUAGCUUUAUAAACAUCUCUGUAAUAUAGUAGUUUAAUUUGAUCAUAUGCAUACUUUCAAACAUAUAUGUAACAAAGAACAUAACGCGUGCGCAAACCUGCUUGCGCGUUGACCCAGCAACUUACCAACAAGCGACAAAGAAAAAAUCUCAAUAAUUUCACACCCCCACACGACGCAUACAAAUAUUUAAUUGAAACCAGAGACAAUUAAAAAUUCUAGUUUUUUUUCUUUAUGCAUAUUAAUAUUAACGAAAACAAAAAAUCUUUUAUGUGUAAUUAAUUAUAAAAUAACUACUUUUUUACUUUUUUAUGCUAUCAUCUCUAUUUUUUAAUGUUUUUAUCCAUAUGCAUAUAUAUUUUACACAGACACCCCUAUCUAUAUCUAUCAAUCUAACUUUUAUAUACAUCUACAUAUUUUGUUAUUUAACAACACAAUUCAUUUAUUUAAACAACAACAACCAGUACAGACAGAACUAACCACCAAACAACUAACCGACAACCAUUUAACAACAAUCAGCAUAGACGUACAGACAGCAGACAGAGACAGACAGCAAAUAACUAAAAAAAAUCAUUAAUUUAUAUACAUAUCUAUAAAACAAAAACAAAACUGAUAUUUGCAUAUGCACACUUAUAAAAGAAACAACAACGACAAACUGCUAAAAAAUGUACUAAAUUAUUGAAACUAUUAUUGAUGAAAAAUGUUAAGCUGUUUUGUUUUUGCUCUGCAAAGUAGCUUUUGAUAUUUAUCAUGCGAUAACAUGGGGAGCACUUGCAUAUUGCUGCUCCAUAUAAAUACCUAGUAUUUAAAAAAAUUUGUAACGGUAUAAUGCUUGGUUUGUUUGUUUGUCUUUCCAUGUUGCGUCUAUACGUGCUAUCGGCUGGCGUCACAUGAAAUCGAUAACAUUUUUAGCACUAUGCCAUACAAAGGCGUGUUAUCGUUUUCACAUGUAAUCGAAAGCAAAGUUACAUUGCAGUGCAAAACUAAGACAACUACUCUGUUAUAACUAUUAUGCAAACAUUAACAUUCAUACAACAUAUUAUAGAAAAAUAUCCAUACAAACAACAUUGUAUAUGUAAACAUGUAUACACAAGCACACGCAACAUUUUAACUUUAUAUAUACAUAUUACUUAUUAUAAUUAUUUAAAACAAAAAAAAAACGCAACAAUUUGAUUAUUUAUCUCAAAAGGAAAAAAAAACAAGAAAACACACUACUAUUAUAAUUAUAUACUAUUAUUAUAUUUACUAUUUAUAAUUUAUAUCUAUAUAUAUAUAUACAUACACAUAUUUAAUUUUACACAUAAUUAUCCAUAAAAGUGGAUAUGACUUUUUUUGAAAAAACAUAUACCUAUUUUUAAACAAAUUAUUUAAAAGAAAAACAAAACCAACAUAAAUACACAAUGUAAAUGUAAAACUUCUGGCUGGGUUGCUUUAUGAUCUAAACGAUGUAAAAAAGAAAAAACAAAAAAAUGUUUGCAUUUAUUAAAAUUAAUCUUUUUAUUUAUUUUUUUUUUUCUUCCUUCUUAACUUAUUUCUUAGACAAACAAAAUUUUGUAACUUAACAAAAAAGCGUUAAAGAAAAGACAUUCAAACAAAAAAAAAGACCAGAGAAUAUAAGAUCUUGAAAAGAAAAGCAAAAAAAAAAAAACAAAUUUUAAGACAAAUCAUUAGAUGUUUUCAAAAAAGCAAUGGAGUGAUAUUUUUCAAAAAAACAAAAACUCACAAAACUAAAUGCCUAAAUAAAAUAAGCACACAUAUUAACAGACUUUAAAAAGAGAGUGAGAGAGAGAGAGAAAAAAAAAAACAAACAACGAGUUGUUAAAAUAUCAAAAGAAAUAGUUGUCAUAUUGUGCCAAAAUUAUAACAGAAACAGUUUAUUUCCUCCCUCAUAUCCCUCAAACAAGAAUUCACUAAGGGAAACAUCUUAUUUUAAUAACAUUUACCAACACUAAGGAGGGAAAUAUUAGUUGUCUCCAUUUCCAUCAUACCAGGAACAUGAAUAUUUUAAGAGUUAAAAAAAAACACCACAUUGAAAAGAAAAAGUAUGGCUAAAUUACCGCAAACUUCAUUUCUGAAUACUGAACACUUCAAAUUGUUUUAAAAUCGAGCUUAACAUUAAGGGCCCGUUUUUUUUUAAAAAGCUUAAUGAAGCCUUAUAAUCAGUUUACACAUCAUGAUACUUGGUCAUUGUAAUAAUAUUGGUGAAAUGCGUCACAUGGCCGAAAAAUCUAAAUCAUUUGAUUUUUUCAAUGACUGUCGUCUAUCGAUUACCAUUUACACAGAAAUGUGUAAUCAUUAAUUGACAGCUGUUGAAAAAUAUGUUCUGGCCAAAAUCAAAUUAUAAAAAGAGAAGAAAAGUUUGGAAAGUAAAAUAAAAUCAAAGAAAAGAAAAAAAUCUAUACAGAUGAUGAGUACGAUCAUGAUGUGACGCAUAAACUGCCAAUUAUUAUAGGUUUAUUUAACAAUUCUAUAAGGGAACUCUCUCCAAGAAAUCAAUUCCGAUUCUACAUUAAGUUUUGUAUAUAACGGUAUAAGAACACAUUGUUCGAGAAUUAUAAAAGGUGAUGAAAUGUUAAGGGCCGAUGUUGAAUGUCAAACCACCAUAUGAAAUGUCAAAUUUUUUCUUUCUGAAUUUCAGACUAACUCAAUUUAAACCAUGUAAGGAUACACAAUUGAGCAAUGCGUUUAAGCUUUUCAAAAUCAACAUCUUCGCUUUAAAUGUAACCACCCUUUAUAUAGCAGAUAGUUAAAGCAUAUUUUGCCCAAUAAGGGUAUAGUCUGAGAAACUUUUGAGAGCUUUUGGGUUUGAUGUUAACCAGAAUGCUUUUUAUCAUCUUAUUUAUUUAUUGGAUCACUAGUAGGCGGCAAAUGGGUUUGCCUAUGCAUUCGAACAGGGUAGCAGCUCGUUCUAUCGUUGUGUAACCAAAGGGGCAAUUUGAUACUUUUUAUAAAGGUUUGCCCAUUUUAGUGACCCUUUUUUGACAAAUUAUAGCUCGAGUAAGGAAAUGCAAUUUGGAUUGUCAUAAAGUGGAUGAAUGAAACUAGUUAAAAAUAUUUUGCCGUCAUAUAAGGUCAUGUUUUGUAGAAAAUUGGCUUGUCGAAAACCAGCUGUAAAAAUUGCUCAAAAAUUCUAAAAAAAUAUAUAUGAAUGAGAUUUCUGGAAAUCGUUCUAGUAUCUUUUAGCAUUUAAUGGUUUCUGUAUUAUAAAAAACAUGGCGAUAAGCUUACCACUUUUGGGAAAAGUUGCGAUUUUAUGUGAAAGUCAACAAAAUCCACUUUUCUUCGCUAAAUUGUCAUAAAAUAUUAAGUAAACGUUUGGUUUUUUGUUUUUGUAAACAAUUUGUGGCUGGGAUAAUAAAAAAAAUUUAUUUGUUUAAAAUUUUUUGAAAAAAUUAAAAUUUCUUUUUUUAAUAUUUAAUUUUUUUAACUUAAGAUUUUAAGAUUUAUAUUUCAAUUAUUUUUGUUUUUUUUUUUUCAAUUUAAAUACAAUUUUUUCAAGCUUUAAAAAAGUAUUUUUGGUAAAAAAUAAUUAAAUUAAAAAUUCUUCAAUUUUUUAUAUUUAAAAAAAAUUUAACAAAAUGCUACCUCAACAUAAUUAGCCAAAAUAAUCAAUAUAUUAAAUUUCUCAAUCGAGGGUCUGGCGUUAUAAUGGUUUAAGAAAACCUUUCAAAAUUCUAUUUGCAUAGAAAAUUUCUUAAUUAUAUAUAUAUAUUUUAAUAUUACUUUUUUUAAUCCCUUAACUUCUGACCCUUGAUUUCCUUUUAAUUAUUUAAAGCAUUUAUGUUGGCUUAGUAUUUUUUUUAAAUACUGAAAAAAAUUAAAGCAAAGCAAAGGAAAGUUGUCUGUAGCCCAAAAUAGUAGGCCUAUCGUCCUUAAUGUUUUUUUUUUUCUAAUAUCUAACCCUCAAAAACUACAAGAAAACUCGAAGUUUCCAGAACUUUACACUUGCAAGAAUUUUAAAAAGAUUUUUUAUUUGAAUUUUGGAGCUUUGCAAAAUUGCUAACUUUUACCAAGAAAAUAACCUUAUAGGACAAGACAUAAAUUUGUUUAACUAGUUUCAUUCGUCCUAUUGCAAAGCCACUUUCCCAACUUGAGCUAGAAUUUUGCCUAAUCGGCGUUAAUGGGAUAAUUAUUAUCUUUUUAUUUUUACUUAAUCAUUUUGGUAAAAUUUUGAAAAAUAUUAUGUUUUGUGACCCUUUACUUAAAAAAUGCAUUUUCCCCUUUUUGCAAAGUUCUGAACGGUAACCCAGCAGGGUAACCAAAUUAUUAUGCUCAUACGCCUAAAAUAGCCUUUUUUUGUAUGGUUUAUUUAAUCGAUGGCAAUAUUUAAAAAUUAAACCUGUUUUCAUAUGUAUCUAUUUCGCCGCCAAAUUGCCAGUUGAGUGGCAAUACCUCACAUUUUUUCCAAAACUACAAAACAAACUGUGGUAACAAGAAAAAAAGCCGUUAUAUCUUGAGUAGUGAUGGACAUUCUAACACAUAGGCCCAGUAUUGUCAAGCCCAUGGGCUAAUGUUCUUUUGCACGUGUACAAAAGUGUGUGUGUGUAUGUAUUUGCUCAUCACUGAUCUGGAGCCAUCAACGGCCCCGAACUUAGUUGCAGUGAAAACUGUAUUGGGUUGCUUGAGAGAGCAAAAUUUUUGAAAUUGUCUGUGAAACAUUCUCAGUAUCUCAUUUACCUUAGUUGUUGUUGCGCAUAAGUAUGAAUUGGCAAUAUUCAAAAAAUGAACUUGUUUUCAUAUGUCCCUAUUUUGCCGCCAAAUUGCCAGUUGAGUAGCAAUACCUUAGAUUUUUUCCAAAACAACAAAACAAACUGUGGUAACAAGAAAAAAGAGCAGUGAUGGGGACUAACACAUAGGCCCAGCAUUGUCAAGCCCAUGAGCUAAUGUUCUUGUGUGUGGUGUGUGUGUAUUUGCUCAUCAUUGAUCUGAAGCCAUCAACGCCCCCACUCAGUUAUAGUGAAAAUUGUAUGGGUUUGCUUGAGAGAGCAAAAUUUUUAAAAUUGUCUAUGAAACAUUCUCACUCUCUCAUUUACCUUAGUGGUUGUUGCGCAUAAGUAUGCAUUGCAAUCGCAAAGCCCAUCACAAGACAUAUUGGUUGGCCGAAAUUUCUUGUUUGUAUAGGUAAUUUUGUAUACUUUUCACAGCAUAUGAAUGGGGAAACCCUUUAAUGAUGAGUACACAAAUAAGAACCUCUUUCAUAAGCUUGGUAUAUGUAUUUUAAAAUAAGAAAACAGCUGAUUUGUAUACCUCAAGCGGACAAAAGGUAUUUGUACAAGGGCAACUUAGCUUUGGUAGAAACAAUGAGUUGUUUAAAUUCUUAAAAUAUUCUUUUCCAGUAUCUGGUAUGACUGUGGUGGACUACAUCAUAUUUAGUUUCUGUAACCUCCCGUUAUAUACACCAACGAAAACAACAUUGUAAAUUUUGGGCCUUUGUCUCGCUAUCUAAUGAAAGCAUUGUUAACAAUUAAGACUUUGGCCAGUUAAUCUGCAAUAUUUCCUUAAAGCCUUGGACUGGAAAUUCACACCAUACAUGCCCAAAUGAAAGUACUUUUUAAUGAAUAUGCCUUAUAUACAUUAAUAUUUAUAAUAUUAAAAAUAAAAUACCUCUGAACAUUUAAAAUUAAUUUUCUAUAUAUAUUUUUUUUAAUUUAAUUAUUUAAUUAAAAAUUGUUUUUUUGUUUUGCUAUAUGACAAACUUGAUAAUAAUAAUAAAAAAAAAGAUUUUUAUGAACAAUUUCGUAUGAGACUUCUUAGGUGCGUACAGAGUCAAUUGCUUACUAUUAUUUUCGCUUGUUUUUAUAAAAAAAAAUUGUAAUUUUUAAAAUUUCUAAACUAAAGUUGGAAUAAAGAAAACCACAAAUCAUGAUGUAUAUAAACAAAUCAAAUGAAAUUGAGAAUAAAAAUAGAAAUCUGUAACGAAGAAAAAGAACACAAACAAAAACAUAUGUAAUUUAAAACAAAAACCUUAAUUUAAAUGAAAGAAUAAUUUAUUUUUUUAUUAACUAAAUUAUAUAAAUCACACACAACCACAAACAAAUACAUAUACAAAAUAUUAUAUAUGUACGUUAUUAUAUAUAUAUUACACUAUUUUCUAUAAAUUUAGAAUAAAAACAAUGGCAAUUAUUUAAAGAAUGAGUUUAUUUUUUUUUAUAAAACAUACAAUUUGUCCUUUCCGUUUUUAUUUUAUAUUUUAAAUUGAGCAAAGUUUCAUUUUUUUUAAUUUUCUAUUUCCAGCAUUCACAUUUCAUCUAAAUUAAAUAUUUACUUUAGUAAUAUUUUUUUUUAAAUCAUAUGUCUUAGUCUAUUAUAUUUAAAAGUAGAGGAAAACAUGUAUACAACAAUAAGAAAAAACCAAUAAUUUGUCAUUGAAAAAUUCUCAAGUGCCUUAAUAAUGUUUUAUUAUUAUUAUUUUUUUUUAAUUAUUAUUAUUAUUAACUAUUUAUAUGUAAUUUAAUUUGAUUGGUUUAAUUGAAUAUUAUUUUGUUUUUAUUUUUACAAUUUACCUUUUUUAGUUAUUUAAAUGGAUUUAGUCUUCCCCACUCUAAUUUUUAUUAUAUUAUAUUUCUAAUUUAUAUUUGUAUUUUUUUCUCCCUUGACAUAGUAAUACAAUACGCGCCAGUUCGAGAUAAGUCGUCAGUAGUCUUUACUAUGCACUGUGUUUAAAAAUACAAAAUAAAAAAAAAUACGAACUAUGCUUCCAUUUUACAUAUUUUUACAAAUAAAAUCGAAACAUUGAAACGUAA